AUGGGAUAAACCGGGAUGGGACACACCGGGAUGGGACACGGGACUGGGAGGGACAAGGGGCCGGGGUCACACACAGGACCGGAGGGGCCCCGGGAAUGGGGGAGACACGUGGGGCGGGGGGACACACGGGACGGGGGUGACACGGGACGGGACGGGGGAGGACGCGGGGGGACACCCGGGGCCACCCCCGGGCGGGUCCCGCGCGGAGUCUCCCCGGGAGCUGCCCCGGGAUGGAGCCGCCGCUCUCCCCGCUCUGUCUGUCCCUACUCUGUCCCCGCUCUGUCUGUCCCACUGUCCCCUCCCUGUCCCGCUGUCCCCGCUCUGUCUGUCCCGCUGUCUGUCCCUGCUCUGUCCUCGCUCUGUCUGUCCCUGCUCUGUCCUCGCUCUGUCUGUCCCGCUGUCUGUCCCUGCUCUGUCCCCGCUCUGUCUGUCCCGCUGUCCCCUGUCUGUCCGUGUGUCUCACUGUCCGUCCCCCCCAGCACUCGGGGCCGUUACGGGGAGGGGGCUCAGCAGGAGAAGUUCAGGUUCGCGCUGACCCUCGUGUUCAUCCAGUGCGUCAUCAACGCCGCCUUCGCCAAGCUCCUGAUCCGGCUCGUGGAUGGGGCGCGGGUGGAUCGCACGCGGGGGUGGCUCUACGGCGCCUGUUCCCUGUCCUACCUGGGGGCCAUGGUGUCCAGCAACUCGGCCCUGCAGUUCGUCAGCUACCCCACACAGGUCCUGGGCAAGUCCUGUAAGCCCAUUCCAGUGAUGCUCUUAGGGGUGACCCUGCUGAGGAAGAAGUACCCCCCAGCCAAGUACCUGUGCGUGCUGCUCAUCGUGGCGGGCGUGGCCCUGUUCCUGUACAAGCCCAAAAAGGGGGCCGGGGGCGACGACCACGUCUUCGGCUACGGGGAACUGCUGCUGCUGCUGUCGCUGACCCUGGACGGGCUCACGGGGGUGUCCCAGGACCACAUGAGGGCUCACUACCAGACUGGCUCCAACCACAUGAUGCUCAACGUCAACCUCUGGUCCACCCUGUUCCUGGGGGCGGGGAUCCUGUUCACUGGGGAGCUCUGGGAGUUCCUGAGUUUCACGGAACGUUAUCCCAGCAUCAUCUCCAACAUCCUCCUGUUCGGCCUCACCAGCGCCCUGGGGCAGACUUUCAUCUUCAUGACCGUGGUGUACUUCGGGCCCCUCACCUGCUCCAUCGUCACCACCACCCGCAAGUUCUUCACCAUCCUGGCCUCGGUCGUGCUCUUUGCCAACCCCAUCAGCCCCAUGCAGUGGGUGGGGACGGUCCUGGUGUUCCUGGGGCUCGGCCUCGAUGCCAAAUUCGGGAAGGGAGUGAAGAAAACGUCGCACUGAGGUUGAUUGGUUGGUUGGUUGAUCCCUGCAGACAGAAUGAACUUUUAAUUUAUUGUCUUGUACCUCAAGAUCUGUUCAACUGGACUCAGGAGAGGGAAUCAGGAGGAGACUGUGUGGAAUCUUUGGUUUGUUUCAGUUUUUGAUUCUGAGUUGUCCCACAGAUGUAACACUUUAAUUUGGAGGUAAUUGAGCUUUGGUUUCCCGUUGGUUUUCUGUAAUCGGAGCCGAGCAGCAGCAGGAAAUUCUUGCCUUAACAGGACAAACCCCCCAAAUCCUUCAUAUCUUUAUUAAAGAAAAACAGCCAGUGGCCA
Messenger RNA from Pseudopipra pipra, 1655 nucleotides. It is a transcript of the gene SLC35B1, whose product is annotated as solute carrier family 35 member B1. The record is from RefSeq and is a predicted model, not a curated record. NCBI's taxonomy places the organism in Eukaryota, Metazoa, Chordata, Aves, Passeriformes, Pipridae. The transcript is spliced from 9 exons. Gene Ontology annotation, biological process: UDP-galactose transmembrane transport. Gene Ontology annotation, molecular function: UDP-galactose transmembrane transporter activity; UDP-glucose transmembrane transporter activity. Gene Ontology annotation, cellular component: Golgi membrane; endoplasmic reticulum membrane. The coding region runs from base 16 to 1344 and encodes 442 amino acids.